AUGAUCCAGUUAAGAGAAAUAGGAAAAACUGAUGUACUGGUGUCUUCUAUUGGACUUGGGUGUAUGGGUAUGAGCGAGUUUUAUGGCCCUACAAACGAUGAACAGAGUGCCAAGACGCUUGAACGAGCAGCUGAACUAGGCUCAACACUUUGGGAUACUUCUGAUGCAUAUGGAAUUAACUCACAUAAUGAACGACUUUUGGCUGGGAUAUUAAAAACACAGAGAGACAAGAUAUUUGUGGCCACAAAGUUUGGCUUCGUUCGAAACAAAGACAACGAGUUUACUGGCGUUAGUGGUUCACCGGAAUACGUCCGUGAAGCAUUUGCCAAAAGUCAAAAGAGACUUGGCGUUGAUUUAGUUGAUCUGUACUACCAACAUCGUGUCAAUGCUAACGUUCCCAUCGAGGAAACCGUAAAGGCAAUGGCCGAACUUGUAAACGAAGGGCGUGUUCGUUUCCUUGGCUUAUCCGAAUGUUCCGCAGAAACCCUUAAGCGAGCACAUAAAGUGCACCCUAUCGCUGCUGUUCAGAUCGAAUAUUCCCCUUGGUCCCUGGAUAUCGAGACAAAUGGGUUGCUAGAUACUGCUCGUGAAUUAGGUGUUUCGAUUAUCGCAUAUUCGCCUUUGGGUCGUGGGUUUUUGACUGACGUUCUCUUCCUCGCUUUUUUUCCUGAGAAUUUUGAUAAAAACAUUAAGCUUGUCGAUGGAAUUACUGCCCUUGCUACCAAGAAAGGUGUUACCCCUAGCCAAUAUGUACUGGCGUGGAUCCUUGCUCAAGGACCUGAGUUUAUUGUAAUUCCUGGUACCAGAAGAGUAAAAUAUCUCGAAGAAAAUGCCAAGGCUGGGGAGAUUGUAUUGUCAAAAGAAGAGGUGGCCGAGAUGAGAGAUUUAAUUAAUAAUGCCGAUACUAUUGGAAAUCGCUAUUUUCCUGCUUUCCUUUCACUUGUAAAUAUCUAA
Messenger RNA from Phycomyces blakesleeanus NRRL 1555(-), 954 nucleotides. RefSeq lists its product as hypothetical. NCBI's taxonomy places the organism in Eukaryota, Fungi, Mucoromycota, Mucoromycetes, Mucorales, Phycomycetaceae. Gene Ontology annotation, cellular component: cytoplasm. The transcript has 7 exons. The record is from RefSeq and is a predicted model, not a curated record. The coding region runs from base 1 to 954 and encodes 317 amino acids.